Messenger RNA from Emericellopsis cladophorae, 2772 nucleotides. Its product is annotated as Kinesin heavy chain-like protein. Gene Ontology annotation, biological process: microtubule-based movement. The transcript is spliced from 4 exons. NCBI's taxonomy places the organism in Eukaryota, Fungi, Ascomycota, Sordariomycetes, Hypocreales, Bionectriaceae. Bases 1 to 2772 code for a protein of 923 amino acids. The record is from RefSeq and is a predicted model, not a curated record. Gene Ontology annotation, molecular function: microtubule binding; microtubule motor activity; ATP binding.
AUGUCUGCUGCCAACAGCAUCAAGGUCGUGGCACGGUUCCGGCCGCAGAACCGCAUAGAGCUGGAGUCGGGAGGUAAACCGAUCGUCACGUUCGACUCGGAGGAAACAUGUACUCUCGAUUCGCGCGAAGCGCAAGGUAGCUUCACCUUUGACAGGGUCUUUGACAUGGGAUGCAAGCAACAGGACAUUUUCGACUUCUCCAUUCGCCCAACAGUCGACGACAUUAUCAACGGUUACAAUGGCACCGUCUUUGCCUACGGCCAAACGGGUGCCGCCAUGAUGGGCUCGAAUAUCGACGACGAGGAGGGCAGGGGAGUUAUCCCACGCAUUGUCGAGCAAAUCUUCGCCAGCAUUAUGUCGAGCCCUGAAACCAUCGAGUACACUGUUCGAGUUAGCUACAUGGAGAUCUACAUGGAGAAGAUUCGCGAUCUUCUCGCGCCACAGAACGACAAUCUUCCUGUCCACGAGGAGAAGAACCGUGGUGUCUACGUCAAGGGGCUUUUGGAGAUAUAUGUGUCAAGCGUUCAGGAAGUGUACGAAGUCAUGCGACGAGGCGGCAAUGCUCGCGCUGUGGCGGCCACCAACAUGAACCAGGAGUCCUCUCGCUCACACUCGAUUUUCGUCAUCACCGUCACUCAGAAGAAUGUUGAAACAGGUUCGGCCAAGAGUGGUCAGCUUUUCUUGGUCGAUCUGGCUGGUAGCGAAAAGGUCGGCAAAACGGGCGCCAGCGGUCAGACUCUGGAAGAGGCAAAGAAGAUCAAUAAGAGUUUGAGUGCUCUUGGUAUGGUCAUCAACGCCUUGACCGACGGCAAAUCCUCCCAUAUCCCGUACCGAGAUUCCAAGCUCACUCGUAUCCUUCAAGAGUCUCUGGGUGGUAACAGUCGAACGACUUUGAUCGUCAACUGCUCACCCAGCAGCUAUAACGAUUCCGAGACCAUUGGUACUUUGCGUUUCGGUACAAGAGCAAAGUCGAUCAAGAACAAGGCCAAGGUCAACGCCGAACUCAGCCCUGCCGAGCUCAAGACACUCCUCAAGAAGGCACAGGGCCAAGUCACCAACUUCGAGAACUACAUCGCAAACUUGGAGGGCGAAAUCAACCUGUGGCGUGCCGGUGAACAGGUCCCCAAAGAGAACUGGGCUCAGCCUGGCGCUGCCGGUGCUGUAGUCAAAGCUGAGGCGAGGCAACCCAGGCCCUCGACACCCUCCAGAUUUGUUCCAGACAGCCGCGCCGAAACCCCGAUCCCCUCUGAGCGCUCUGGCACGCCGAGUAUACCACUGGAAAGGGACGAACGCGAGGAGUUCUUGAGGCGGGAGAACGAGCUGCAGGAUCAGCUUGCCGAAAAGGAGUCGAUGGCUACGACUGCCGAGAAGCAGCUGCGCGAGAUGAAGGAGGAGCUAGGCUAUAUCAAGGAGCACGACAGCAAGGUCGGAAAGGAGAACGAGAAGCUGACGGGCGAGGUCAAUGAGUUCAAGAUGCAGCUCGAGCGCCUCAACUUUGAAGGCAAGGAGGCGCAGAUCACCAUGGAUGCGCUGAAGGAGGCCAACGCGGAGCUGACGGCAGAGCUUGACGAGGUCAAGCAGCAGCUUCUGGAUGUCAAGAUGAGCGCCAAGGAGAGCGGUGCCGCCAUGGAUGAGAAGGAGAAGAAGAAGGCUGAAAAAAUGGCCAAGAUGAUGGCUGGAUUCGAACUCGGCGGCGAUGUCUUCAGCGAUAAUGAGCGGUCCAUCGGCGAGGCCAUCUCCAAGCUCGACGCACUGUACGAGCAAAGCUCUGUUGGCGACAACAUUGCCCCCGACGAAUUGAAGGCGCUGAGGGCCAAAAUGGUCGAGACGCAAGGCAUUGUGCGGCAGGCUGAGCUGUCCAUGUACAGUGCUGGAUCUAGCGACAUGGACGCCCGCCGCAGGCAAGAGCUCGAGUCGAGGCUAGAGGCUCUCCAGCAAGAGUAUGAGGACUGUCUCACGCGCAACCUGGGCGAGAGUGACGUCGAGGAGGUCAAGGCGCGCCUGGAGCACGUAUACCACAAUCGCCAGACGACCCAGGGACAAUUGGUCGACGAGCUCAAGGCCGACAUUUCCCAGAAAGCAGCCGAAAACACGCGCAUGAAGACCCUCAUCGAAGAUCUCCAGCAGCGUGCCAAGUCUAGCGGGGGCUCGGCAGCGACCAACGGCAAGACGGUGCAGCAACAGAUUGCCGAGUUUGAUGUCAUGAAGAAGAGUCUCAUGCGAGAUUUGCAGAACCGCUGCGAGCGUGUGGUCGAGCUUGAGAUCUCCCUGGACGAAACUCGCGAGCAGUACAACAAUGUGCUGCGCUCGUCCAACAACAGGGCGCAGCAGAAGAAGAUGGCAUUUUUGGAGCGCAACCUCGAGCAACUUACCCAGGUGCAACGGCAGCUGGUCGAACAGAACUCGGCGCUCAAGAAGGAGGUGGCCAUUGCAGAGCGCAAGCUGAUUGCUCGCAAUGAGCGUAUUCAGAGCCUGGAGAGCUUGCUGCAAGACAGCCAAGAGAAGAUGGCAGCUGCGAACCACAAGUUUGAGGUGCAGCUCGCCUCCGUCAAGGAGCGUCUGGAGAGUGCCAAGGCUGGCAGCACGCGUGGUCUAAACCAGGCGGGCGGCGGCUUCAGCUUCGCAGGUGCAGGCAGCCGCAUCGCGAAGCCCCUGCGCGGUGGAGGCGGCGACGCGCCCGCUGUGAACCCGACCAUACAGACGAUUCAGAACGAGAGCGGUAAUGGCAACAGCGGAAACAAGCGAUCAAGCUGGUUCUUCAACAAGGGUUAG